AAAACAAACCAAGCCUCGACACAGUGCUUCGGUUAUAUUUUUGGUGCAUGCCUCGGAGCUUUGGGUAUCGUCGAUUUUAUAGUAGAUGAAGUCCACCAUGACUCAACAAGCUGCUGCUCUUCAAACCUACAAUAAUGAACUUGUCAAGUGUAUUGAAGACCUGUGCUCGAAGCGCGAGGAGCUAAACCGUUUGAUCAAGCAGGAGGAAGCAGAGAAGGAGCAGCUGGAACACGACAUCCGCGUCCUGUCGGAUAAGCUGAGCCGAGUCAACGAAAGCCUGACGCAACGACUCACCACCCGCGCCACCUACGACCGCACCAUCGCCGAGACUGAGGCUGCAUACACCAAGAUCCUGGAGAGUUCACAUUCUCUACUGAGCGUCCUGAAACAGGAGGCAGAAAACCUCAGCAGAGCCACUGAGCUGAGACGGAACCACAAAACUUAACAUGGAGUUGGAACUACAGAUUCACUCAUUUUCGAUUAUAAUCCACUUUGGACGUUUUGCAAUACUGUUCGUAUAUUUAUUUUUAAUGUAUGCAGUUUUUAUGUAAAAUGUAUUGAAAUAAAUAUCUUAUGUCA
Thalassophryne amazonica is the source of this 579-nucleotide messenger RNA. It is a transcript of the gene ssna1, whose product is annotated as Sjogren syndrome nuclear autoantigen 1. The transcript is spliced from 3 exons. Bases 86 to 445 code for a protein of 119 amino acids. Lineage: Eukaryota; Metazoa; Chordata; Actinopteri; Batrachoidiformes; Batrachoididae. Gene Ontology annotation, cellular component: ciliary basal body; centrosome. The record is from RefSeq and is a predicted model, not a curated record.